AUGAAUCCAAUGGACGAGGAAGUGCCAUGUAUCGAGUCUACAUGUGACCUGAGUAGAGUUAUUUGUAAACAAUGCAAGCAAAAGGUAUGCAUACAAAGGAUUGGGGAAAAAGAUGACUACUUCCUCUAUGAAGAAACACUUAGAAUCAAAAAUAAACCAUUGUACAAAGAAAUGUUAAAAUCUGAAGAAUCAAAAAAAGGCCAAAAGCAUUUAAAUCUUAAAUCUGCUACAUGCGAUAUUAAGACUAAAAGCCAUCAACUAUCUAUUUACGAAUCAAUGACCAAAACAGAAUGUUGGGAUAUAAAUGAUAAAAAAUCCAAAGUAAUUCAUAAAGCAAUUGGUGAAAUGAUUUGUGUUGACAAUGAACCGUAUAAUUUAGUUGAACGGACAGGGUUUAAAAAACUCAUGGAAAUUGUUAAACCACAAUAUAAAGUACCUGGUCGCAAAUAUUUUACUGAUAAUAUUAUUCCAGAAAUGUAUGUUGAACUUAAAUUAAAAAUUAUGGAUAUGCUGAAGCAGGUUCAUACUGUAUCGCUUACAUCAGAUAUUUGGACAUGCAGCCACAAUAAUGAAAGUUUUUUAAGUUUUACAUGUCAUUGGAUUUCUAAUGAUAUGAUACAACAUCAUUGUGUCUUAAAUGUUAGACAUUUCUCUGAAAGACAUAUAGGCCUCGCCAUUAAAGAUACAUUAGAAAGACUUUUGCAGGAAUGGGAUUUAGAAAAAAAGAUUCAUUUAUUAGUACGAGAUAACGGAGUAAGUAUUAAAAAAGGUGUCGAUGAUGCUUCGUUAUGCAGUUCUGGUUGCUUUCUACACACUAUUCACCUACUUGUAACUGAAUCGAUAAAGAGUCAAAAAUCUGUUCAAGACUUAAUGAUUCGUGCCAGAAAAGUGUCUACUCAUUUUCACCAUUCAUCAUCUGCCACUGAUAAACUUAAGUCUAUUCAAAUUGAACUUGGCACUCACCCUAAGAAACUUAUUCAGGACAUUUGCACUAGGUGGAAUUCCAGUUUUUAUAUGUUGAAACGAUUGUUACAAUUAAAAACUGCCAUUUUAGUAUAUAUAAGUGAUGUUGAAUCAACUCUACCGACUUUUAGCCCCAAUGAUUGGUUAUUAAUGGAAUCAUUAAUACAUUUACUAAAGUCUUUUGAGGAGCUCACCAAACGUAUAAGUUCAAAUAAAUCUAUUAUUAGUGAAGUUAUACCUGCAAUUAUGAUAUUAGAUACUUUUUUGAAUCGACCUAACACUUCUCAUUUUGGAGUUGGGACUACUAAGGAUAUUAUCCUCACUCGUUUUUCAAAGCGUUUUGAAAAAAUAAUCAAAGAUGACAACCUUAUUAUAGCCACAUUUUUGGAUCCAAGUUAUAUAUCUGCAGUAGAAAAUUUGAAUGCUGGAAAUAGAGAGUCAUUAUGGGAUUUUAAUAAAGAAAUUGCAACAACAUCAAAUAUCGACCAAACUGAAGAACCUAAGUCUCUUAACUAUACAGAUUUGGAUGACUACCAUAAUUUCAAUAAGGAUCUAGUUGUGGAAUUUGAAAAAUAUUGUAAUAUGAAAUGUGUUUCGAUUGAAGAAGAUCCAUUAAGUUGGUGGAAAAUAAAUUUUGAAAGUUUUCCAUUGAUUGGAAAUAAAUUACUAUUACAAAAAUAUUUAUCAGCGCCAGCAUCCAGCGUUUAUUCUGAGAGGUCGUUCUCAGAGGCAGGAUUAGUAAAGAAGUAG
This is a messenger RNA of Metopolophium dirhodum (rose-grain aphid), 1713 nucleotides long. Its product is annotated as zinc finger BED domain-containing protein 4-like. The record is from RefSeq and is a predicted model, not a curated record. The coding region runs from base 1 to 1713 and encodes 570 amino acids. NCBI's taxonomy places the organism in Eukaryota, Metazoa, Arthropoda, Insecta, Hemiptera, Aphididae. Gene Ontology annotation, molecular function: protein dimerization activity. The transcript is spliced from 7 exons.